GGAGCUUGAAGACGCCACCCCAGGAUUGGCCGGGAGCGGGGAAGGGCGGGGCCUGCCCCAGGGCGAGGGAAUUGAGACUGGCCCAGCUAGCCAGAACUGCCACCGGAGCCGCCACCGGAGCCGCUACCGCAACCGCCGCUGCCCCCAGAAAGUCUGAACAGGAAGAUUCCUGGCCUAAGUUUCCAGUGGUCUUGUUGAAGGAUUAUUUGCCUUGAAGCAGCAGAGAAUGUAAUUGGAAACAGGGAAGGGAAAGAAGUACCCACAGGCACAGAAUUUAGAACUGAGAAGGGUUCAGAGGAUUGUUGUGGGGAUCAAAUGAGAUGGUGGAGGUGCUUUGCAAGUAAUAGGCCCCUCCCAGCCCCAGUGAUCUGUUAUUCCAGACUGUAAGCAGAACAGCCUUCCAGAGGAUAAGGGAGACCCUCCCUCCCUCUGUGACAGCAUCCUGGGGCCAUGUCGGAGCGAGAGGAGCGGCGCUUUGUGGAGAUCCCCAGGGAGUCAGUCCGGCUCAUGGCUGAAAGUGCUGGGCUGGAACUGAGUGAUGAGGUAGCUGCACUUCUGGCUGAGGAUGUCUGUUACCGGCUCAGGGAGGCCACCCAGAACAGCUCCCAGUUCAUGAAACAUACCAAACGUCGCAAGUUGACAGUAGAGGACUUCAACCGGGCCCUGCGCUGGAGCAAUGUGGAGGCAGUGUGUGGCUAUGGCUCCCAGGAGACCCUGCCCCUGCGCCCAGCAAGGGAGGGUGAUCUCUACUUCCCUGAAGACCGAGAGGUGAACUUGGUGGAACUGGCGCUGGCCACCAACAUUCCCAAAGGGUGCCCUGAGACAGCUGUGAGAGUUCAUGUUUCUUAUCUGGAUGGUAAAGGAAACGUGGAGCCUCAAGGGUCAGUGCCCAGUGCCGUUUCCUCACUGACGGAUGACCUCCUCAAGUACUAUCAGCAAGUGACACGGGCCGUGCUGGGGGAUGAUCCACAGCUCAUGAAGGUGGCCCUCCAGGAUCUGCAGACAAACUCCAAGAUCGCAGCCCUGCUGCCCUACUUUGUGUAUGUCGUCAGUGGGGUGAAGUCUGUGAGCCACGACCUAGAGCAACUGCACCGGCUGCUGCAGGUGGCCCGGAGCCUCCUGCGGAAUCCGCACCUGUGCCUGGGGCCUUACGUGCGCUCCCUGGUGGGCAGCGUCCUCUACUGUGUCCUCGAGCCGCUGGCUGCCUCCAUCAACCCCCUGAAUGACCACUGGACGCUGCGGGACGGCGCUGCCCUCCUGCUCAGCCACAUCUUUUGGACCCACGGGGACCUGGUGAACGGCCUGUCCCAGCAGAUCCUGCUGUCGCUGCAGAAGGUGCUGGCGGACCCCGUGAGGCCGCUGUGCUCCCACUACGGGGCUGUGGUGGGGCUGCACGCCCUGGGCUGGAAGGCUGUGGAGCAGGUGCUGUACCCCCACCUGUCCACCUACUGGGCCAACCUGCAGGCCGUGCUGGACGAUUACUCGGUGUCCAACGCCCAGGUGAAGGCGGACGGCCACAAAGUGUACGGGGCCAUCCUGGUGGCUGUGGAGCGGCUCCUCAAGAUGAAGGCGCAGGCAGUGGAGCCCAGCCGGCGCACUCGGCGCCCUGAGGACCUGCCCUGGACCGGCCUCCUCCUGCACGAGUCGCCUCCUGGGGGGUCCGGGGAGCCGGGCUUUGGGCCGGGGGCGCCUCUGGCUCCGGGAACCCCGGGGCUGGGGAGCCCGGCCUCUCCCGUCUCCCUCGGGGACACCUAUCGGGAGCUCUAUGCCUUCUUUGGAGACAGCCUGGCCACCCGUUUCGGAACGGGACAGUCGGCCCCGACGGCUGCCCGGCCCCCCGGGGCCAAGAAGGAGCCCGCGGCCGUGGCUGACGCUGUGCGAAAGAUGCCUCAGCUGACGGCCAAUGCCACGGUCAGCCCCCGGGACGAGGAGAGCCCCCGCGGGGCGAACCCGGGCGGCCCGGCCUCUGCCCCGGCCGCCGCGCCCGAGAGCCGGCCCCUGCCUCGAGUGCACCGGCCCCGGGGAGCGCCGCGGCAGCAGGGCCUGUGUGCUGGAGCCCGGGAUGUCUUUCAGAAAAGCCGUUUCGCCCCUCGGGGCGCCCCGCACUUCCGCUUUAUCAUCGCCGGGAGGCAGGCGGGCCGACGGUGCCGGGGCCGGCUGUUCCAAACAGCCUUCCCGCCACCGCAGGGCCCCAGUCCAGCCUCCCGCUACGCCCAGAAGCUGCCCAUGAUCGGCCGCACGGCAAGACCCGCCCGCCGUUGGCUUCUCUCGGACUACUCACUCUACCUCCCGCUGUAAGGGGGCGGGACCGGGCAGCGUCCUCGGGGGUUCCCACUAUUCGCUCCAUCUGCUGCUGGGAGAGCGUGCCUACCCUAGGCCACGCCCCCUUGGGGCCCCUCCUCCGCAGAUUACUACGAAUGCUGCCUCCCUCCAAGAGGGGGCGGGGUGGGGCGGCGCCCUCGGAGGCCCCGCCUCUCGCUCUUGCUCCUCUCCAACUUCGCUGAUUAACUCGGUUAGCAGAACCGGCCGCGCCAGGUCUCGCAGUGGGUCCUUUUGGCCCGAGACUGCUGGUGCCGCCCAUCCAGGAGGUGGGCCAGGCCUCGAGGCCGAGGAUAGGGAAGUGGCGGAGCGAUCCCGAGGGGGCGGGACGUUUAUAAAUAAAUGUUUACCUGAA
Molecule: messenger RNA, 2674 nt
Organism: Monodelphis domestica (gray short-tailed opossum)
Lineage: Eukaryota; Metazoa; Chordata; Mammalia; Didelphimorphia; Didelphidae
Gene: TAF6L
Product: TATA-box binding protein associated factor 6 like
Biological process (GO): RNA polymerase II preinitiation complex assembly; transcription initiation at RNA polymerase II promoter
Cellular component (GO): SLIK (SAGA-like) complex; transcription factor TFIID complex; SAGA complex
Molecular function (GO): transcription coactivator activity; RNA polymerase II general transcription initiation factor activity; protein heterodimerization activity
Source: RefSeq, a predicted model, not a curated record